CCGGAAUCGGGGGCGGAAGCGCAGCGCGUUCAAGUGCGCGCCGCAACCCGCAAAGUCGGACCCGUGCCGGCGGAGGACGCGGUGGUGGGGCGCCCGUGGAGAACGUGUCCCAGCAGCGCAGGCUGGCGCCACGUACCUGGCGUGGCCGAGACCGUGAGAUGUUCGGAGGGGGUUUUGUCUGCAGACCCACACCGCCUGCGUUUCAGCCUCUGUGUCCGCCCGAGAGUAGGCCAGUAUGCCCAAGGUGACCCUGAAUGGUGUGGUAGUCGAUUUCCCUUUCCAGCCGUACAAAUGCCAAGAGGAGUACAUGAGCAAGGUCUUGGAGUGCUUGCAGAAGAAGGUGAACGGCGUGCUGGAGAGCCCCACGGGCACGGGCAAGACGCUGUGCCUCCUGUGCAGCACGCUGGCCUGGCGGGAGCAGCUCCGCGACGCCAUCUCUGCCCGCAAGAUUGCCGAGAGGGCGUCAGGGCAGCUCCUCGACAGCACCUUGGCGUCCUGGGGGACCGCUGCCCAGGAAGGGGACGUCCCAGCGUGCUACACGGACGUCCCGAAGAUCAUUUACGCCUCCCGGACGCACUCACAGCUCACGCAGGUCAUCAGCGAGCUCCGGAAUACCUCUUACCGGCCCCGAGUGUGUGUGCUGGGCUCCCGGGAGCAGCUGUGUAUCCAUCCUGAGGUGAAGAAGCAGGAGAGUAACCACAUGCAGGUCCACCUGUGCCGGAAGAAAGUGGCGAGUCACUCCUGUUACUUCUACAACAACGUGGAAGAGAAGAGCCUGGAGCAGGAGCUGGCCACCGCCAUCCUGGACAUCGAGGACCUGGUCAGGAGUGGGACCGGGCACAAGCUGUGCCCUUACUACCUGUCUCGGAACCUGAAGCAGCAGGCCGACAUCAUCUUCAUGCCCUACAACUACUUGCUGGACGCCAAGAGUCGCCGUGCGCACAGCAUCGACCUGAAGGGGACAGUCGUGAUCUUCGACGAAGCUCACAACGUGGAGAAGAUGUGUGAGGAGGCCGCAUCCUUCGACCUGACACCCCACGACGUGGCUUCAGGACUGGACGUGAUAGACCAGGUGCUGGAGGAGCGGACCAAGGUGGCGCAGCAAGCCGAGCUCCACCCAGAGUUCAGGGCGGACUCUGCCAGCUCAGGGCUGAGCCUGGAGCUGGAAGACCUCGCGAAGCUGAAGAUGAUCCUGCUCCGCCUGGAGGGGGCCAUCGACGCUGUGGAGCUGCCUGGAGGCGACCGCGGUGUCACCAAGCCCGGGAGCUACAUCUUCGAGCUGUUUGCUGAAGCCCAGAUAACGUUUCAGACCAAGGGCUGCAUCCUUGAGUCCCUGGACCAGAUCAUCCAACACCUGGCAGGACGUACGGGGCUGUUCGCCAGCACGGCGGGGCUGCAGAAGCUGGCGGAUGUCAUCCAGACCGUGUUUAGCGUGGACCCUGCUGAGGGCAGCGCCGGUGUCAUGGUGGGGCCGGGAUCUCAGUCCUACAAGGUGCACAUCCGCCCUGAUGCCGGUCACUGGAAGACAGCUCAGCGGUCAGAUGCCUGGAACACCACAGCGGCCAGAAAGCAAGGGAAGGUGCUGAGCUGCUGGUGCUUCAGCCCCGGCCACAGCAUGCGUGAGCUGGUCCGCCAGGGCAUCCGCACCCUCAUCCUCACCAGCGGCACGCUGGCCCCUGUGUCCUCCUUCGCCUUGGAAAUGCAGAUCCCUUUCCCUGUCUGUCUGGAGAACCCACACGUCAUCGACAAGCACCAGAUCUGGGUGGGGAUUGUCCCCAAAGGCCCCGACGGCUCCCAGCUGAGCUCCGCCUUUGACAAACGGUUCUCCGACGAGUGCUUGUCCUCCCUGGGGAAGGCGCUGGGCAACAUCGCCCGCGUGGUCCCACAUGGGCUCCUGGUCUUCUUCCCUUCCUACCCCGUCAUGGAGAAAAGCCUGGAGUUCUGGCGGGCUCGUGACUUUGCCAGGAAGCUGGAGGUCCUGAAGCCCCUGUUCGUGGAGCCAAGGAGCAAAGGAGGCUUCUCGGAGGUGAUGGAGGCGUUCUACACGAGAGUCGCUGCCCCUGGGUCCAGCGGGGCCGCCUUCCUGGCUGUGUGCCGGGGCAAGGCCAGUGAGGGGCUGGACUUCGCGGACGCCAACGGUCGUGGCGUGAUCGUUACCGGCCUCCCGUACCCACCCCGCAUGGAUCCCCGGGUUGUCCUCAAGAUGCAGUUCCUGGACGAGAUGAAGGGCCAGAAUGGGGCCAAGGACCAGUUCCUCUCCGGGCAUGACUGGUACCGGCAGCAGGCGUCCAGGGCCGUGAACCAGGCCAUCGGGCGGGUGAUCAGGCAUCGCCACGACUACGGGGCCGUCUUCCUCUGCGACCACAGGUUCGCCCACGCGGAUGCCAGAGCCCAGCUGCCCUCCUGGGUGCGCCCCCACGUCAAGGUGUAUGAGAACUUUGGCCAUGUCAUCCGCGACGUGGCCCAGUUCUUCCGUGUGGCCCAGAGAACCAUGCCUGCGCCGGCCCCCCGGGCUGCUGCCCCGAGUCCGGGCGAAGGAGAAGGCACCGUCUCGGUGGCCAGGUCCCUCGGCCCCCUCCCCGCCAGGAAGGCCACGCGUCUGGACGUGCACGUCCCUAGCCUGAGGCAGAGACACGUGGGCUUGCCGGGCUCCGGGGAUCCCGAAGGCUGCCUGUGUGUGGAGUACGAGCGGGAGCCUGUCCGUGCGCCGCGGAGGCCCGCAGGGCUGCUGGCCGCCCUGGAGCACAGCGAGCGGCUGGCCGGGGGGCCCGGGGACCAGCCCCUCCCCGCGGAGGAGGAGGCCCCCCGCCGCUCCGCCCUGUCGGGCCCUCGUGAGAAGAGGCCAGCGGAGGAGCAGCGCGGCAGGAGGAGGAAGGUCAGGCUGGUCGGCGACCCGGAGGGGGCGGCAGAUGGUGUGGACACGGGCAGGGCCACGCUCUUCAUGGCGGCCGUGAAGCAGGCUCUGAGCCGGGCCAGCUUCGACACCUUCACCCAGGCCCUGCGUGACUACAAGGGCUCCGAUGACCUCGCUGCCCUGGCUGCUCACCUCGGCCCCCUUUUUGCUGAGGACCCCAAGAAGCACAGCCUGCUCCGAGGCUUCUAUCAGUUCGUGCGGCCGCACCACAAGCAGCAGUUUGAGGAGAUCUGUGUCCGGCUGACGGGCCGAGGCUGCAGCUCCCGGCACGAGCACGACCUCGCCCAGAGGCAGGGGGCACAGCCGGCCCCAAACCCCAGCCUAGGAAGGAGGGAGUCCGACCCCAAGCUCACCGUGUCCCAGGGUGCAGCCAGGCAGCUGGACCCUUGCAAGCACCUGAACCAGGGCCGGCCCCACAUGGCCUCUGGGCCGCUCCCCGCAGGAGAGCCCAGCUGCCGGCCACUCGAGGGGUCUGGAGCCCCUGGAGCAAAGAAGCACCCACCCGCUGUGAGCGCCUACCUGGCUGAUGCCCGCAGGGCCCUGGGGGCCGCAGGCUACAGCCAGCUCCUGGCGGCGCUGACCACCUACAAGCAGGACGAUGAUUUCGAGAAGGUGGUAGCUGUGGUGGCCGCACUUACCACCUCGAAGCCGAAGGACUUGCCCCUGCUGCAAAGGUUCGGCAUGUUCGUGCGGCCACACCACAAGCAGCGCUUCCGGCAGACGUGCGAGGACCUGAGUGGCCUGCCCACCCCGGGCCGGGGCCCCCAGGCUCCAGGACCUGGGAACCCUGCCGCGCCUUGUGAUCUCGCCCCUGGGGUGCCGGAGCCAGGCCCCUCACGGCCGGAGAAACCCGGGAAGACCCAGAGCAAGAUCUCCUCCUUCCUUACACAGAGGCCAGCUGGGGGGACAGGGGCUCCCAGCCGGCCCCCCAGUGCGCCCCGUGGGCAGGCACAGUCCGAGUGGGUGGGCUUGGCGUGUCCCGGCUGCAGGGCAGAGGACGUGGUCCCCUUCCAGUGCCCCUCCUGCGACUUCCACUGCUGCCAGGCCUGCUGGCGACAGCACCUCCAGGCCUCUAGGACGUGCCCGGCCUGCCAUGCUGCCACCAGAAAGCAGAGCCUCACGCAGGUCUUCUGGCCGGAGCCCCAGUGAGCGUGGAGGUCCUCUGGGCGCUUGCGUGGUCUGCGGAGGCUGAGGCGAGCCCUGCCUGGGCCGCAGCCUGGACGCUUGCCUGUCGGGCUGGGGGUGGCCCAGGCGUGGUACCAGAAACCCUCUGGCCAAGAGCCCAGCUGACAGGGAGGCCAGUCCAGUGUCCGUGGGGAACCCUCUCAAGAUGGCAGCGGGUCCUGGGCCCCUGAGGGAGACCCUGAGGCCACACGGGGGUCUGGGGUGGGUCCACUGGAAGGUGCUUCCCCAGAACUUCCCUGGCCGCGGGCUUGUGGGUGGACCCCCAGCAGGAAGGAGGGGAGCCCUGCGUCUCUUGUCUGGGGGACCUUCGGUUCAUCAGGGCACAGGUUCUAAUAAAGCUGCUGGCACUGCUGGGAUGGGGGUGUUCGUGGCCUGGGCUUGGGGGUGGGUGGGGGCACGCGGGCAGUCUCCCUCCUGCCUGGUUUCUCAAGAGGGGGUGCCGCCGCUCCCUCUGCCCCUGGCCGCUAGGCCUGGUAAGGCGGUCAGGAGCUGCGCGCGGUCUGGGGGUCCUCACAGGGCUGUCCUGGCACUGGGCUCUGGCCCCCAGGUCGCCGGCCCCACCCCCCCCCGUCCCAGGCGGGGCAGGGCUCCGCGGGGGCGUGGCC
Hippopotamus amphibius kiboko is the source of this 4704-nucleotide messenger RNA. RefSeq names its product regulator of telomere elongation helicase 1 (gene RTEL1). Gene Ontology annotation, cellular component: nucleus. The record is from RefSeq and is a predicted model, not a curated record. The transcript has 36 exons. Bases 236 to 4063 code for a protein of 1275 amino acids. Lineage: Eukaryota; Metazoa; Chordata; Mammalia; Artiodactyla; Hippopotamidae. Gene Ontology annotation, molecular function: DNA helicase activity; hydrolase activity, acting on acid anhydrides, in phosphorus-containing anhydrides; ATP binding. Gene Ontology annotation, biological process: DNA replication; regulation of double-strand break repair via homologous recombination; negative regulation of t-circle formation.